AUGGCUCGACCGCCCCCUGCCAUUCACGGUCCCGGGAGAUGCAACCCCCCUGGUCCGGAGACCCUCACAGCUCGCACUACUUCCCAUGUUCCGCGCCGCGGACUUUACCGCGCGCGCCCACCCGAAUGCGCGGUCGACUGGUCAGCCGUCGACAUCGUGACGGACACCGGCUGUCUCCGCAUGAUCAUGAACUGGAUCCGUCGCGCGAGCUGGCGCACGAACUGGGAGGAGGUGCAGCCCGAGGUCGGCUUCGACGUGCAGCCGACCGGGGGCAGGGCACUCGUGCUGCACCGCGCGCCGGCUCACGGGGCCUCGAUUGAACAGUGGGAGCACACGGCGCUGGGCCCGGGCUACAACGUGACCUACGGCCGUCAGUUCGAGGCCACGGCCACCGCGCCCGCGCCGGGAUGCGAACGCGGUCUCGAGCACUACCGGGUCAUGCAAUACGACUUUGGCGGGCUGCGGCUCGUCGUCCGCGGCGAAGUGGACGCCUACUUCCCGCUGGAGGCGGACAGGCCGUCCGUGCUCCCCCCGGUGCCUCACGAGCCCGCACCCGCACCGCCGCACCCGCCCACGCCGUCCCGGAGCGCGGACAUCGCGGUCGUCCCCGCGGGCACGGUCGUGCCCCAGUCCUCGCUCGUCGAGCUCAAGACGGAGGCGAUGCGGUUCAGCGGCAGCGAGCGGCGGCGGAUCUGGUUCCGGACGUACCCGCGGAUGCUGCUCUCGCAGACGUCGACGCUGCUCACCACCGCGCGGGCGCAGGACACGUUCAUGUUCGCCCGGCGGGAGCGCGUCGACACGGACGAGUUCCUCGCGAACGUCGCGGGGUGGCUCAGGAUGCAGCGCGGGUUCCACCAGCUCGUGGCCGUGCUGCGCCGGGUGCGGGAGGUCGCGCCCGUCUUCGGGGCCGGGCGGCCGUUCACGGCGUGGGCGCGCAAGUACCGGCUCGAGCUGGAGGAGCUCGACCCGGCGAGGUCGGCGGAGCGGCGGUUGCUGGGGCGGGAGGAUCUGGCGCGGUUUGCGCCGCGGCAGGACGCGGGGACGAAGCGGACUCGGAUAUGA
Messenger RNA from Epithele typhae, 1062 nucleotides. RefSeq lists its product as uncharacterized. Lineage: Eukaryota; Fungi; Basidiomycota; Agaricomycetes; Polyporales; Epitheliaceae. The transcript has 2 exons. The coding region runs from base 1 to 1062 and encodes 353 amino acids. The record is from RefSeq and is a predicted model, not a curated record.